Messenger RNA from Monoraphidium neglectum, 873 nucleotides. Its product is annotated as putative Growth arrest-specific protein 8 like protein. The transcript has 6 exons. Gene Ontology annotation, molecular function: small GTPase binding; microtubule binding. The record is from RefSeq and is a predicted model, not a curated record. NCBI's taxonomy places the organism in Eukaryota, Viridiplantae, Chlorophyta, Chlorophyceae, Sphaeropleales, Selenastraceae. Gene Ontology annotation, biological process: cell motility. Gene Ontology annotation, cellular component: motile cilium; microtubule; Golgi apparatus. Bases 1 to 873 code for a protein of 290 amino acids.
AUGGCCCCCAAAAAGAAGCCCGCAAAGGGCAAGGAGAAGAAGGAGAAGAAGGGCUCCGCCGGGAAGGAUGGCGCGGCGGCGCCGGGCGCCGCCGACGUGGAGGGCGCGUCGAUCGACGAGCUCAACCAGAAGGUUGUCACGCUGGAGCGCGAGAAGAACAAGGAGGAGGAGUACAGGAACUACAUGCAGCUGGAGAGGGACAAGAUCAAUGCGUUCUGGGAGAUCACGAAGAAGGACCUGGAGGAGCGCCGCGCCGACCUGCGCAACAAAGACCGGGAACUGGAGGAGAUGGAGGAGCGCCACCAGGUCGAGGUCAAGGUCUACAAGCAAAAGGUCAAACACCUGCUGUUUGAGCACCAGAACAACAUCGCCGCCUUGAAAGCGGACGGGGAGCUGGCGCUGAAGCUGCAGCAGGACGACUUCCGGCGGCGCGAGGGGACGCUGGGGCGCGACAAGAGGUCCCUCAAGAAGGAGAUAAAGGAGCAGGACGUGUCCCACCAGGAGCUGGUGCGCGCGCUGCGCGUGGAAGCUGCCAAGGAGGGCAGCAAGGCGCGGCAGGGCUUUGAGCUGGCGGCGCGGGAGCUGGCGGCGAAGCACGAGCGGCGGCUAAAGAUGGCGCGGGACGAGAUGGAGCUGCGGCGCAAGCACGAGCUGCACGAGGUGGAGGAGCGCAAGAACGCGCACAUUAACGAGCUGAUGAAGCAGCAUGAGGCGGCCUUUGGUGAGAUCAAGAACUACUACAACGACAUCACCGCCAACAACCUCGACCUCAUCAAGGUGCGAUCUGAGGACUUACACGCGCGGUGGUGGUUUGCAGAUUUGAUCUGUCGAAAAGCGCGACGUGUGGAGGGAGGCACGUCUGUGGGCACAUAA